AGACUACCUAUUUUUCAGAUGAUAUAGCAUGCCUCACAUGUUCUAGCUAUUUGUCAGUCAAUGAAGCAUUCCUUGUAUCAGUUAAUAGUUGAUAAAGCAGCACCUUUUUAAUGUUCUACCUAUUUGUCAGUCGAUAUUUAUAAUAAUAAAUAUAAAAAUGUCAACACCAAACACAUUUUCAACACCUCCAAAUCGUACCCGCAAACGCACUCAUCUUGUUAACUCACCGUCACUGUCGACAUCUAUAGAUUUGAUAGAAAAUGAUGAUUUGGAAGAAAAAAUGCUUAGGCGAAAGUCAAAACUACUUUCAAAUAAAAUUCUGAGUCCUGGUGGUCUUCAAUCAUCACCUAAACGUUCUUUGGAUCAAGAAAGGCGAAAGACAUUAAAUCUGUGUCAGGUUGGAAUGACUAAAGAUCAGCUGCAAGAUCAUUAUUCAACUUGUUUAAAGCUAUCUGCUGAAAAUAAAAUUAAUGCUAAAAAUGCAUUUGGGUUGCAUCUAAUUGAUUACAUGAAAGAUCUUUUAAAACAAUCCCAGAAUGAAAAUGCGGGUACAAAUUUUUUGUUGGCAAGUUGUACAUUAGAUGCAGGUGUUAAAAUUUAUGCUUAUCGUGUUGAUUGUAUACAUAGUGAAGCUUACAAGAUUUUGAGUUCAUUGGGACGAGCAACAGUUGAUAAUGAAGAAGAUAAUGAGCAAAAUAACGAUGUUGCAGAAGAAGCUACUCAGCAAACAGAGAAAAAGAAAAUACGUAAAAAAGGUUCUGGUAAAACAAUAGAGAAAAAUAUUAAAAGUAUAAACUGUGAUAGAUUUGAAUUGGAGUUCGAGAAAGAUCCAUUCUUUCAGAAGACUGUAGCAGCAUUUGAUGAAGGGGGAACUGGGGGUCUUUUAUGUCUUCAACUUAGUUCAAAGUCAGAUAACUGUGAUUUAAUGAUGGAUUCUUCUAUUCGAGUUAAUGAUAUUCCAUUAGUUACUCAAGCAGAGACUACUGCUGAUGAUCAGAUGAUAGAUUUGACUUUUUUAAGAGAAAUGUACACUAACAUUCCAAUCGACAAGUUAGAAAUUUGUCCACAGUUUAGUUCAUUUAAAUUCAAUGGCUGGAAUCGAAAUUCAUUGAAUUGUUCAGCUGUUGAUGACAGUUUUGAUGAUAACGUACACAAGUUCGAUGUUAAUGCACCAGUAAUCUCUAAUCUCAUGGACACCUCAGAAAUUGGAGGCGAUUAUACAAUGGAUAAUAAUGAUAAUGAUGAUGGUGACGAUUUAAAUGAAAUGGGUGCACUAAGGGGUACAACAAGUGAUAUAGAAAGUCGCUCAACAUUGAUUAAUAUAACUGGUUCUGACAAAUUAACUCUAUCAAUGCAACCUAGUGAGUAUUCAUAUUUUAAUCAAGACCUUUUAUCACUCUGGGCUGGUCCUUUGCACUGGAAAGUUAAACCUAAAUCUAAAGAUCGUAGCACUACAACUGUUUCUGAUACUUCAAAGCGUUCAGUUAAAAAGAAAAUUCCUUUAAGAAUAAAUUUUGAAGAGCAAGUUGACUUCAAAAAGUAUUUUAGUUCAGGAAGAGCAGCAACUUACUUAAAAGAUUCAACCUUAGAAAAGUAUAGUUCUCAAUUUACUGUUCUUCCUGAGGACUUGCAUUAUACUGCUGAUAAUUUGUUUAAACUUUGGUUAAUGCCGUUGUUAUCACUUCGAAAAAUAGUUGAUACAAAGAUUCUACAAAAUGAUGAUCAAGAACCAUACGAUUAUAAUAACAAAAAUGAUAGAGAAGGAUUUUGCCCUGCUCUUGAUGAUAUAGGUGGUGGUGAUUAUAGUGAUGAUGAUGGAGAUAACGAUAUGAUAGUUGAAGAUGAACAUUCGCCUGACAAAAUUUGUAUGAGUGAUGGAUUUGAUUUGGUUGCCCAGCCUAAUAAGGUUCGAUUUAUAGAUAUUAAUUAUGCAAAAGCAGCAAAAAGAAUUGAUAUUAAAAAGUUAAAAGGAACUAUGUGGAAAAUGAUAAAGAAAGACGCAAGUUCAGAAAAGGAAAAUAACGAUAAGUACAAUAUCCCAAAACCGAACAUAAGACAAGAAGAAGAAGUGUCCGGUACCGAAUUUUUUGAAGGAACGUAUUCUUUUAAAGAUAUGUACAAAGCAUUACCUUCUGAAGUUUCAAGUAAUAUGGCUAAAAAUCUCUCAACACCAAUUGCAUUUGUAUGUUUAUUAUACUUAGCGAAUGAAAAGAAUUUAAAGUUAACCGGAACAGAUAACAUGGACGAUAUAGUCAUCGAAAGUGGUCAAAUUUCUAACGCAAAAUGUUAAUAUAAUGCUUAAAUUUUUUGGGUAAUUUAAAUAAACGGGAGUAUUUUUUAUGAAUUUAAUAAAAGUAAAUUUAUAUAAUUUUAAGUUAUAAUGGAUAAAAUGCCUCUGAUCAAAACAUCUUUAUGUUUUGUUUCUGUUAUUAACAAAUUUUAUUUUUAAAAAGCUUUUAUGUAAAUCCCAUCUAGUUAAAUCUGUGUGUAUGUGCGUGUGUUCUAUUUCAUAGUUGGAAUAUAUGGCUGACUUGGAUUUUAAUUUAAGUAAUGUAAAGAUAUUCUGAAUAUUAAAGUAAUAAAUACUUGUCGGCUUUUUAAUUUUA
Molecule: messenger RNA, 2606 nt
Organism: Hydra vulgaris (swiftwater hydra)
Lineage: Eukaryota; Metazoa; Cnidaria; Hydrozoa; Anthoathecata; Hydridae
Product: condensin complex subunit 2
Biological process (GO): mitotic chromosome condensation
Cellular component (GO): condensin complex
Molecular function (GO): chromatin binding
Source: RefSeq, a predicted model, not a curated record